This is a messenger RNA of Closterium sp. Naga37s-1, 1017 nucleotides long. The record is from the annotation of a GenBank genome assembly. NCBI's taxonomy places the organism in Eukaryota, Viridiplantae, Streptophyta, Zygnematophyceae, Desmidiales, Closteriaceae.
AUGCAAGAUCGAUUCGUCCCUACUUUGUUGCACAUUUUGUUGGGCACGUUCAGGCGAUGCGGAGUUAGGUCCAGAGAUGGUGCGCGAUCAGACGGGGGAGCCUGGAGUGGCCGAAGAGGCUGGAGUGGCAGGGGAGCGUGGAGUGUCGGGGGGGGGGCUACAGUGGCAGGGGAGCCUGGAGUGUCGGGGGAGCCUGGAGUGUCAGGGGAGCCUGCAGUGGCGGGGGAGCCUGCAGUGGCGGGGGAGCUUGCAGUGGCGGGGGAGCCUGCAGUGGCGGGGGAGCCUGCAGUGGCGGGGGAGCCUGCAGUGGCGGGGGAGCCUGCAGUGGCUGGGGAGCCUGGAGUGCUGGGGGAGCCUGCAGUGGCAGGGGAGCCUGCAGUGGUAGGGAAGCCUGCAGUGGCGAUGGAGCCUGUAGUGGCUGGAUGUAGCAGUGAGGACACAGAUGGUGACAAGGCGGAUGUGUCAGGAGCAUUCCUUGGCAGUGAGGAGGCUCGGGUGGCGUUGAGUGUGCUUCAUUGGAACCACGCGGUGGAGAGGGUUGUCAGGGAGUGGAGAACACGCGUACGCAAGGUAACACGAGUGUGGCAUGGGAUGAAAGAUAGGGUGUUUGGUCCAAUGGAUUGGCGUUGGGUGGAUGAGGUAUUGGAGCGAUGGUCUAAACUAAGAGCGUGUGGGGGCAAAGCAGGGGGCAUUGGAGCCGAGGAGCUAGAGGGAGAGGCACGGGUUGGGGAAGUGAAUGUGGGGAAGGAGGUGGAGGAGGAGGCGGAGGGGGACGGAGCGGACGUGGUAGGAUUCGAGGUGGUUCCCGAGGAGAUAGAGGAGGUUGCGUGUCACAAUCUCAUCUUACCCCCCUCUGCCAUCUCCUCUCAUCCCCCCUUGCCAUCACCAUUCAUCUCCCACUGCCAUCACCUUCCAUCUCCCAAUGCCAUCACCUCGCAUCCCCCUUUGCCAUCACUCAUCUCCCCUUCCCAUCACCUCCCAUAUCCUCUCUUCCCCCCCUGCCAUCACCAUUGUUAG